Molecule: messenger RNA, 3969 nt
Organism: Gadus morhua (Atlantic cod)
Lineage: Eukaryota; Metazoa; Chordata; Actinopteri; Gadiformes; Gadidae
Gene: mdga1
Product: MAM domain containing glycosylphosphatidylinositol anchor 1
Exons: 18
Coding region: 594-3470 (958 amino acids)
Biological process (GO): homophilic cell-cell adhesion; synapse organization
Cellular component (GO): axon; plasma membrane; neuronal cell body
Molecular function (GO): axon guidance receptor activity; protein binding
Source: RefSeq, a predicted model, not a curated record
ACUUCGCUUGGCCAGCAUCACUUGGAGGAAAGCCGCUGAUUGAAUAAGUAAAAGGGGACCUGGUUAUGUUUACAAGCAAAACUAGACUUGUCAUCACCGUGACACAUCUUCGGCACAUCCUCAAGUCUGACCAUCAAAAGUAUUUCUCUCCCUAACCCCUCCCCCCUCCCCUCCUUAACCAACCUUAUAUAUUUGAACGCUUGAACGGAAACCGUUCAUUUUGCCCCCCUUUACAUUUUGAUCCGCAAGAAAAGGAUGGACUGAAAGAUUAGGGGUGUUUUCUUUCCCCGGGAGUCUGCUGGCCGGCAUUUCUCACUCCAAGCGCUGGUAAAAGUUAAAGAAGACCGAUUUUGGGAAAUACGCACAGCGCCACCAAGUGAACUGUCGUCGAUGAGUGGAUUACAUCGGACGUCUCUUGUGAAACCGGUGAAACUUUUCGAACCAAUCGUUGGAAGUGGCGGUGUGCUGCUGAACGGACGUCGACUGGCUUCGGAUCGCUGAGGAAUUCGCUUCUCUGAGCGGAGCGGUCCCUUGCGCAGCAGCAUCCCACACUUCGGAGAGGAGAGGAAGGUGAUGAAGGCAAUCAGUUGAACAUGGAGCUUUUCUGGAUUUUGUUAUUUUCUAUCGUCCAACCUUAUGCGCAGGGCCAAGGAGUUUACGCUCCUGCCAACGCCCAGAUCAUACACUCGGGCGCAGCGUGCAAUGUGAAGGAUGACAACAUCAGCGAGAGGAUCUACACCAUCAAGGAAGGAGACACUCUGGUGCUCCAGUGCAUCGUCAAGGGACAUCCUCGGCCCCCAGUGCGGUGGACCAAGACAGCGGGCAGCGCGUCAGACAAGUUCAUGGAGACGUCCAUCUACAACGAGACGCUGCGCAUCGAGCGCAUUCUGCGGGUGCAGGGGGGUCGCUACUACUGCAAGGCUGACAAUGGGGUGGGGGUGGCUGCCAUCAAGUCCAUCCGCGUAGAUGUGCAGUACCUGGACACGCCAGUGCUGACGGUGCACCAGACCAUCAGCGACGUGCGAGGCAGCUACUACCAGGAGAAGACCGUCUUCCUGCGCUGCACCGUCAACUCCAACCCCCCGGCGCGCUUCAUCUGGAAACGAGGGAACACGCCCAUCGAGCAGAGCAAGGACAACGGAGUGGACAUCUACGAGCCUCUGUACACACAGGGUGAGACCAAGGUGCUGAAGCUGAAGAACCUGAGGCUCAAGGAUUUCGCCAACUACACCUGCCAGGUGUCCGUCCGCAACGUGUGCAACAUCGAGGACAAGUCCGUCACCUUCCGCCUCACCAAUGGAACCACCGCCCCGGCCCUGCGGCUGUCCGUCAACGAGACCCUGGUGGUGGACCCCGGGCGCGACGUCACCAUGAACUGCGAGGUGAUAUCGGGCUUCCCCCGGCCCACCGUCACCUGGUCCCGCUACCCGGGCGCCCUGCCGCUCAGCGCCCAGGUGCGGGGCAGCGCCCUGGUGCUGCGCGCCGUCACCCCCGCCGACGCCGGCUUCUACAACUGCACGGCGGUCAACAACGUGGGGAACCCCGCCCGCCGCAACGUCAACCUGGUGGUCCGCUCGAUGAGCAACCUGACCUUCCAGAUCACGCCCGACUCCAACAAGGACAGCGAGAGCAUCCAGAUGGGUCGCGACCUCAAGCUGUCCUGCCACGUGGACGCCACCCCUCAGGACAAGGUCAACUACACCUGGUACAAGAACGGCGCCCCCGUCUUCAACACGGAGACCCUGAUCCUGCUGCGCAGCGACCCGGACAUGGCGCCCGGCACCAGCAGCCUGGAGAUCGUGGACAUGAAGUUCCGCGACCUGGCCACCUACAGCUGCGUGGCCAGCUUCCCAGGGAGCAGUGUGCAGGAGCUCCGCGUGGACGUCAACGUCACCCAGAGCAGCGUCAUCCCCCCGGUGCUGGCGGUUCCCCCUGGGGGCCAGGUGGUCAGCGCCAGGGAGGGGGGCAGCGCGGAGCUGGUGUGCCUGGUGGCGGACGGCAAGCCCCGGCCCCCCAUCCUCUGGUCCCGGGUGGACAAGGACCAGCUGAUGCCGUCGGGGCAGGCGGUGGUGGAGACGCGGGACGGCCGGCUGCGGCUCGCCAACAUCAGCCGCGACAUGAUGGGGCCGUACCGCUGCCAGACGGCGCCCUACAACGGCCUGAACAUCAAGCGCCGCGAGGCGCAGGUGCAGCUCAACGUGCAGUACCCUCCCAUGCUGGACCCCGUGUUCCAGGACGUCCGCUCCAGGAACUACCAGUUUGUGACGCUGCGCUGCGGGGUGCUGCGCUCCAGCCCCCCGAGGCUCACCAACGUACGAUGGUACCGCAACGGGGAGCUGGUCCGCAUGCCGCCGCUGGACCCCAAGGACGUGCCAGAGUACAAGUUCAAGCUGGAGCCCAGCAACAACGGCUCGUACGAGUGCCGCGUCAGCAACGCCGCCGGCACCUCGGCCUGCACCUUCGACGUCUCUGCGAGGCCGUAUGAUGCUGAGUUCUACUUCGACACGCCCAACCCCAUCCGCAUCCUGAAAGGGAACAACUACUCCUUCAACCUGCAGUGGACUCAGAGGGACCCGGAGGCCACCGACCGCAUCAUAGGCUACUGGAUCAACGUCCGCAAGAACAAGCAGAACCUGCUCUCCAAGCAGAUCGACCUGAAGGGCGUCGAGCCCGUGAAGGGGGUCCUGCAGUCCUACGCCAUCGCCGACCUGCGGAUCCCCCUCUCCUACGAGGUCCGCCUGGCCCCCAUCACCACCUACAGCAUCGGAGACUACGUCAGCCGCACCAUACAGUACUCUGAACCCUACACAUACCCAAGAUCAUCAGACCACGUGUGCGGCUUUGAGGAUGAACGGAUAUGUGGAUUCUCUCAGGACAGGACAGACAUGUUUGAUUGGACGAGACAAAACCGCCUGACCCAGAAUCCUAAGCGAUCGCCCAACACUGGCCCAGAGACGGACCGCAGUGGAACCAAAGAGGGUUACUACAUGUACAUCGAAGCAUCGCGGCCCCGGGCCCCCGGAGACAAGGCGCGGCUCCUGUCCCCUCUGUUUAACGUGACGUCGGUGAAGGGGCCCAAGGGCUCUGGAAGGGUCCCCUACUGUGUGUCCUUCUAUUACCACAUGAAGGGCAAACACAUUGGAACCCUCAAUGUGCUGCUGAGAGUGAGGAGCAUAGCGUACGUGGACUCGGUAGCCUGGUCCAAGUCUAGCCACCAGGGACCAGACUGGAAGAAGGCCCUGUUUGACAUCAGCCCCAGCGGACCCUUCCAGAUAAUGUUUGAGGGAAUCCGGGACGUGGGCUAUGAAGGGGACAUCGCCAUCGAUGACGUGUCCAUCACCAAAGGAAAGUGCAAGCAAGACAAUUCUGUGGCCAACUCAGUUCUGAUUGGGGGUUCCGCUAAACUGCACCCGCAACUAUUGGGCAGCUGGACGACCUUUGCUCUCCUCUGCUUCCUGCACUACAGAUGAUGAGUAAUGGUCGAUCAACUGACAGACUGUCUCGAGUGGCGCUCUUAUCCUUCCCGAGCCACCGCCAGUGUCCUUUCUUAACCCCCCCCCCCCCCCCCCCCUUCUUCGUCUCCAUUCAUUUAACAAUCCAUUCACUCCUCCCCCUUCAUUCUUUCAUCAUUUCAUUCCCUUGUCUUCCAUUCCUUCUCCCCUUUCAUCCAUCCUUUGUCUGUCCAUCGAUAACAAAUAUUUAGUUAUGAUUUAUAAAUGCUUAUUGUUCAACGUUCUGCCAUCAGUCCGUCUAGACGCACGCGCGCCCACAUUGUACCGUCAUCGGCGGCUAACAUGGUCUAUAUUAUAUUUAUAAACAUACGUAUAUGCUAUACGGCAGUGAGACCGUACCAUGCACUUCCCCCUCCCCCGCCCCUUGCUUCCUUAAACUCAAUUCCCUGAUCUUCAUGUUCCUACGAUUCAUUCACCACCACCACCACACAUCCACUGUACCCCCUAUUCUCACCCC